GGGCAUUCAUCACAAAAAAUAAAUUUAAUAUAGCUUUGUUCGCCUAGUAUCUGUAACCAACAUCAGUAUACCUGAUGCCACAUAAUAAACUUUAAUUUGUGCUUUUAAGUAAAAUACUAAAAAGUUCAUGAAGCAUGAUUCACAGCUUAAUCUCAUUUUCUUGAGUGGGUGACAGUUUUUGAUGAAUAAUAUUGCAGGAAAUCUCAAAAAUGUAAUAAUAUUCAUGAUUUUUGUUCAACAGGAUUUUGAAAAGAAAAUGUAGCAAUCUUUGAUCCAACCUUUGCGACUUUAAACCUUGAGUAAGAUCUCAAUAUAGAAACAAAUGAUCUACGGAUCAUAAUUGUGCAUAUUUCAUUGUUAUUUAAUCAAUGUUUUGUCGUUAAAAUGGUAUUUUAUAUUGUAUGUUGACUGUUAAGUAUUCGCUCCCUAUACAAGCUUUAAAAUCGCUCGUGGCCGUUCGGAGACGAUCCGGAAAGACGUGUGAGCAGCUUCCACGAGAUCAAAGUCGUACGACGACCUUGACCAUCUCGCUAUGGACUCAUACACCGGUAUAAAGUUGAUCCAAAUGAAAUCCCGGUGGAACAACAGGCCGGAUCGACUCUCCCACUUAUGGAGAUUCCGGGUCGGGAUAUCGAGAGCGAUGAGCAUUACAAUCCAUUUGAACAUAGGAAACUCGCACAUCCUACAUCUGACAUGGACACGUUAAUACAUCUUCUAAAGGGCUCACUAGGAAGUGGAAUAUUAGCAAUGCCCAUGGCAUUUAUGAAUGCUGGUCUCUAUUUCGGCUUGGUGGCAACUUUUCUCAUCGGAGGCAUAUGCACUUAUUGCGUUCAUAUUCUCGUAAAAACAGCCCAUGAACUCUGCAGAAGAAUCCAGAAACCUUCACUUGGUUUUGCGGAAACUGCCGAAGCUGCAUUUUUGUCGGGACCUCCAGCUGUUCACAAAUUCUCUAGGCUUGCUAAGGCUGUUAUAAACUGGUUUUUGGUCGUCGACUUGUUGGGCUGCUGUUGCGUCUACAUUGUAUUUGUGGCAAAGAAUGUGAAGCAAGUUGUGGACUUCCACGCCAAAGAGAGUGACUGGCUACCACAAGAUGUCGACAUCCGUGUGUACAUGGCAGCUCUACUUCCACUUUUAAUUCUUAUGAAUCUUAUCAGGAAUCUCAAAUAUUUGGCUCCUUUCUCUAUGAUUGCAAAUCUAUUAGUUGGAACUGGAAUGGGAAUAACAUUCUACUAUUUAUUUCAAGACAUCCCUGAAAUCAGUGAAAGGAAACAAUUCGCUGGCUUUGAACGGCUUCCCACAUUCUUUGGAACUGCAAUCUUCGCCUUAGAAGGUAUUGGCGUUGUGAUGCCUCUUGAGAACAACAUGAAGACUCCGACGCACUUCAUCGGAUGCCCUGGUGUCCUUAAUACUGGAAUGUUCUUCGUCGUAUCGCUGUAUGCAUUGGUUGGAUUUUUCGGUUAUUUGAAAUAUGGAGAUAAUACUGCAGGAAGCAUCACUUUAAAUUUGCCAGAAUACGAAGUCUUGGGUCAAUGCGUUAAACUAAUGAUUGCUGUCGCCAUUUUCUUCACCUAUAGUCUUCAGUUCUAUGUUCCUAUGGAAAUUAUUUGGAACAAUGUUCGCCAUUGGUUUGGAGCCAAGAAGAACCUCGCUGAAUACAGUAUCAGAAUAGCCAUUAUUAUAUUGACCUUGUGUAUAGCCGUGGCUAUACCAAAUCUCGGGCCUUUCAUAUCGCUUGUCGGUGCUGUAUGCUUGUCCUUUUUGGGCCUUAUUUUCCCUGCUGUAAUCGAGACUGUUACAUUUUGGGACCGCCCCAAUGGCUUAGGCCGCUUUAACUGGGUAUUAUGGAAAAACGUUUUCUUAGUUUGCUUCGGUAUUUUAGGUUUCUUGACUGGUUCCUAUGUUAGUAUUUUAGAUAUCUUAAAAGGAGAAGAGUAAGACAACUAGUAAAGACAUAUAUAGCAGGGCUUCUAUGGUAUAUGUUAGGCCCGAGACCUAGUUUAUUUUUUUAGCUUGUUUCAUUAUGUAGCACUUGAACGGAGAUUCCAGUUAGUGUUGAUGCUAUCAAUGCUCAAAUAAAACUGUUUCUGUCUUAUUAAUAAACGCAAUUUAAAGUAACUCCAAGUUUAAAAUUACUUCUUCCUGUCAUGUAAUUAUUUAGUGACAAAGGUAAGAUAAGGUCAAAAAGUUUUAAACUUGGAAUAACUUUACGUUGCGUUUAUUAAUAACACAGUUUAAGAUUAGUUUUAAAUGCAGGAUUUUUAAGCUUCUCAACAAGUUUGUUUUGUAUUUGAAAGCCCGAAUCUCUAUAACCAUUUCGGAAAUACAUUACUUUUUAAAUGUGUGAGAAUUUUCUAGUGCAUUAUUAAAAUGUGAUAAAAGGAUAGUUUUAAUGAGAAUUUUUGUUUAAUGCGUAAGGAAUACGAUUGUGAAAAUUAGGUUAUUCGUUUGCAAAACGUUGACAAUAUCAUAGGUAAGCUUACCUUUUACUUUUGGAAAAUUAUAUAUUGCAAUUACUGACAUACUAUUAUAUUUUGUGAUAUAUGUAAUAAUAUAAUGGCAUUUUGAUAACCAAAAAUAUACCAACUAUGAGAGUAAACUAGUAAGGAAAGUUACUAACUUUUUUUCUAUUUACAGCUUUAGUGCAAAGUAUUAUGAUUAAAUUAAUUAGUUUUAUUAGCACUUGAUACGUUCAGUAAUAGCUAUAAUUCAAUUAAUGUUAUUUUACUAAUAAUUAUAUAAACAACAGUAGUUAUGUGCUUAAGAUUACUCUAGAGAAUGCGGUUAAUAACAUGGAAUACAGCUAAUGUUUAUUGUUCUAUAUUCAAAAGUAAUCAAAUUUUACUCCAACUGAUUUUGCCCCUUUUUCCGACUUUAUCAGAACGAGCGUUAAGAGAACUCAAUGAAAUAAAGUAAAUGCAAUUUCAUUUCAUAUCGAUGAGUGCGCGGUUCUCAUCAAUCGAGCGAAGUUACAAGGUGAACUGUAUAAGUAGAUUUGUUUGUUUAAAAUUAUGAGAUUUUAUUUUUGAAUAAACAAUGACGAAAAUUUUAUUCGAAAAUCCAGUAGGUACGUGUGGAGCUCACAUUCUGAAUAUUUUUCAGUUCUGUGAAAAUCCUGCUUGAAUGUUAAACAUAUUAUCUAGUUAUGAAAAUAUUUUUUUUUAUAUUAUAAACCUUAACGACAAAACUUUUGAUAUAAAUAUAUAUAAAAUAUAACAAUCUUCGAUUCAUGUUCUAUAGAGUCCUCUUAAAUAGCCAAGUGUGCUAGAUCAGUUUCAUUCAACGACCCAUAAAUUAAGUGGUCAGCACCUUAAGGAAGUUUUCACUUCAAGACGGCAACUUCACUUUAGUUCCGAAGAUAAUACCUAUAUAAUUUAAAUGUAUUCAAGAUAUAUCUAGCACAUAGAUAGUGUAAUAUUUUGUUUUAUAGAACUGUUACAACUUCGUUGUAAUGUUCAAGUCCUUGAGACGCUAAAAUAUAAUUAAGAGCAAUUAUUUACUAACGUUGCAUAUAAUUUAUAGGCAGUAUUUUCGUAUCAAACGAAAAUAUUUUUUUAUACAAAUAGACACUUGACGAAGAAAUGUUGGUAAUUAGAAUUUUUUAAUAAGAAAGUGUAAUGAGUUAACGGAAUUACAAAUGAAUGUAUUACACAGUACACGCAUAUAUUUUACGAUAUAUUUUCUAGUUCUUGGCUUUAACGAAUGGUACGAGAGUAAACGUAAAUAUAUAUUUCUAAAUUUAGACCAUAAAUACAUAUUAUGAUACUUAAUAUCAAAUAGAUAAAAUUAUUAGUUGCAAUACGUACCUACCUACCUACUCAAGCGGAGUUCGUUUUAUAACAAAAAUAUGCCUACAAAUUAUUGUGAUGUGAUUUUCUGUUAUUGUAAGAAUAACAAUAUUAUGUACCUAACCGUUUUAAAAUUUAUAAUAAUUAAAUAAAUCUCGCCGUAGGAAAUAAUGACAUAAUGUUCCUUUAGUCGAGUCUGGAUAAUAUUUAUUAGAAUUUAGAUAGCAUCUACUCGAACGGAUAUGUUAAAAUUGCCUAGAUGAUUAGUAAUUAAUAAUACGAUUUGAGUAGUUCAAUGUAGAGCAAUUUACGAUGGAGGAUAGAAGUCGCAAAAUUGACUGACUGAGAAAGUUUGAAUAAUAAAUUAAUUGUCUGUGCAUAAUAAAAGAAUCAUUAUCAAUGGCCUAGCUUAUAAAUUGAAAAAUUAUUUUGUAUGUAGUUACAUUGCAGUUAAAGUGUUACACGUAAUGCCAUGUACCUAAUUUUGAUACAAUAAAAACCUACUGCGAAUACUAUGUCUACAAGUAGGAAAUUAUUCAAAAUUUCACAUGACUACAAAUUGAAUUAUGAAACUUGAUCUGAAACUGAUAGAAUCUGCCUUUAAUUUUGAGCAAUUUUGUUGAAUUAACUAGUUUCCCAGUAGUUUAGUAUAUUUUGUUAAUUUUAUCAUUAUUAUAUUAUGUAGGUAAUUAAUAUCAAGCUCCCGUUCACCUCAAAUGAAAGAAUUUUAAUUUUGAAAACAAAGUCAACGUUCAAAGUUAGUAAAGUUUGACUCGGUAAAAAGAAACAAUAAGAUCAUUCCUAAAACUAUAUAUUUUGGUAAAAACGAUUAUAUUUUGGUUUUAGAGUACCUUUACACUUAUCAAGGGAGUGGCGAUGGUUUCGUUACAGUAUUAAAUAAACUAUUUUAAGGGAAA
Messenger RNA from Leptidea sinapis, 4702 nucleotides. RefSeq names its product proton-coupled amino acid transporter-like protein pathetic. Gene Ontology annotation, molecular function: amino acid transmembrane transporter activity. The coding region runs from base 610 to 1935 and encodes 441 amino acids. Gene Ontology annotation, biological process: amino acid transmembrane transport. Gene Ontology annotation, cellular component: vacuolar membrane. The record is from RefSeq and is a predicted model, not a curated record. The transcript has 5 exons. NCBI's taxonomy places the organism in Eukaryota, Metazoa, Arthropoda, Insecta, Lepidoptera, Pieridae.